AUGACAUCACUCACUGACGAUGCCGGCGAAGCAUUUGGGAAUGUACUAAGUCAAUGGGCCGAUGCUGAAAAUUACAAAUACUAUGGCAGAGUACACAGGACUAGGUACGUUCCGCAAGGUCCUCCUGAUGCUCCGACCAAAGCAGACGUCAAGACAAGUGGCCACGACGCCUUCUUCCCACCUCAUCGCUUCGUUGGCUAUUUUUCACAUAGAGCGCCCCAACUCGUGUCCUCCUUCGGCGGUGCAAUUCGGCAAGAUGUGGUGGGUGACGGAAAGCUCACACUUCCCUCUGGGGCCAAAUGGAGUGGGUUGAGCGAAGAUGGUGUCUAG
Messenger RNA from Protopolystoma xenopodis, 330 nucleotides. The record is from the annotation of a GenBank genome assembly. NCBI's taxonomy places the organism in Eukaryota, Metazoa, Platyhelminthes, Monogenea, Polystomatidea, Polystomatidae.